This is a messenger RNA of Tremella mesenterica DSM 1558, 1668 nucleotides long. RefSeq lists its product as uncharacterized. The coding region runs from base 1 to 1551 and encodes 516 amino acids. Gene Ontology annotation, cellular component: cytoplasm; cytosol. The record is from RefSeq and is a predicted model, not a curated record. Lineage: Eukaryota; Fungi; Basidiomycota; Tremellomycetes; Tremellales; Tremellaceae. The transcript is spliced from 10 exons. Gene Ontology annotation, molecular function: ATP binding; glutamate 5-kinase activity; RNA binding.
AUGAGUUGGGCCUUUUCAACCUGGCUUGAGGUCGAGGGAGAUUGCAAAGAACAUGGUGAGCUCACCACUCGACCAAAGCCCAAAUCUAGUCUGACAAUUGUCAUCAAGCUAGGAACUUCUUCUAUCGUCUCCCCCGCUUACCCUUUCCUACCACAUCUUCAACUUCUUUCUUCCAUAGUUGAGACAUGUGUCAACCUUCGCGAGCUCGGACAUAAGGUGGUCAUAUGUUCCUCCGGGGCCAUCGGUGUGGGGCUGAGACGGAUGGGUUUGAAAGAGAGGGGUAAGCUCCUAAGUCAGAAACAGGCAUUGGCAGCUGUUGGUCAAGGAAGACUCAUAGCGCUCUGGGACAAUCUUUUCUCCCAACUUGAUCAGCCUAUCGCGCAGAUAUUAUUGACCAGAACGGAUAUUUCAGACAGAACUCGAUAUCUGAACGCUCAGAAUACCUUCAAUGAAUUACUGGCGAUGGGGGUGCUUCCUAUCGUUAAUGAAAAUGACACUGUGUCGGUUUCUGAAAUCAAAUUUGGCGACAAUGACACACUUUCCGCCAUAACGAGUGGUAUAGUGCACGCGGAUUACCUAUUCCUUCUUACGGACGUCGACUGUCUAUAUACGGACAAUCCGAGACAUAAUCCCGAUGCCAAACCUGUGAGGGUAGUGAGAGACAUUGAGAAAAUCAAAGAGCAGGUCUCGGUGAAGACCUUGGGUACCUCUCUUGGCACAGGAGGAAUGUCCACAAAACUCAUAGCUGCCGAGUUGGCCACCGCAGCUGGCACUACCGCCGUCAUUAUGAAUUCGAACAAGGUAUCUGACAUUUUUGGUGUCAUUGAGAAUGGCGUGGGACCUAGUCGGGAGGAAGCGGAUACGCCUGGCCUUGAUGAAGGUCCACUGUGUACGCGGUUCCUCCGACGAGAGGUGGCUUUGAAAGAUCGUAAAUGGUGGAUCACUCAUGGAUUGCAUGCAGCUGGCACUGUAGUAAUCGACGAAGGAGCGCUCCGAGCCAUCAGUCGAAAAGAAUCCGGGGGUCGUCUACUUCCAGCCGGAGUUGUACGUGUCGAAGGUGGUCCCUUUGCUUCUCAUCAAGCAGUCCGUAUUGUUGUCCGUCGACGUCGACGUCCAAGAUCCAUAACCGUCGAACCCCCUACUCGUUCAUCUCUUGAUGGCUCCCCUGAUACUCCAUCUCGUAUGAUCACUCCCGCUUCCCCUUCUUCCUCAUCACCCUCAUCCAUCACAAGACAUAUACAUCAUCUUCUUGACCCUCUCACCGUGUCAGCCUCUGAAUCCGGUUCGAUAUCCAUAACAGGUGAUCAUCCCAUUCCUGACACUCCAACACUUCGACCUAUUGCCAAUGCGAUGAGUGUUCCCUUUGCCGGAUUUGGAGCACUGGGAGAGGGUAAGGAUGAUGAAUGGGAAGAAGUGGAGGUUGGAAAGGGUCUGGCGCAGUAUAAUUCAGUGGAGAUUGAUAGGAUCAAAGGGUUGAAGAGUAGUCAUAUAGAACAUGUUUUGGGGUAUAGUGAGUCGGAACAUGUGGUGGACUCCAUUACGAUUUUCUGAGCGGAUCUGACGGGGGGUUGGGAGGGGGGGGACCAUGUCAUCCGGGUUGAGGAGUCGGGCCAAGUUAUCGAACUUUAUGGUCGGGUGGUUAUAGAAAGGAUAGCACGAUAGCAUCAC